AUGGAUACCAAGGACAGUAGUAUAUUGACGAGGUUCACCAGGCUGCGCAAAAAGGCCCAACAACCGCUAACGGAUUUGACGGAGCUGUACAGUCAGAUAGCUAACGAAUCAAUAUACUACCUCAAAUUAGAAGAUCAGCAUGACUACAAAAAAGCUGUCCAAGGGUGGAAAGCUUUGAAUACACACGUUUUGUAUGAAUUAACUCAAAUAGAGCAUAGCUAUCCCAAUAUGCGCUCAUACACGAGAGACGAAAUUAGCAUUCAAAAUGGUGUUAGGGAAUUGUACCAUAAGAGUCUACAACAUCUGGAACGUGUGCAAAAGCUUUACAAGGAGAGCAGUCCUAAUGAAACAGAGCGAUCCCCGUCUGCUUCUUUUGUGAAACGCCCUCCUGUGCCGAUUCCGCCUUUACCCUCGAGGUCGAUGCUAAAAACUUUGCGAGACCCCAGGAUGGCUCACAACAAAAUGCAUUCUACAGGCUCCAGUGCCACCAAUUCGCGCAACAAUAGCAAUACAGCUAAAAUCAAUUUUACGAGCUCAAAGCCACUUCAAACCGAGACUGCGUUCGACGGUUUCGAAGAAGAACAGAAUCUCAUCGACCUCUCAGACAAUGAGGAUUACAAGCCUUUAAUCAUCGACUCCCAAAACACAUCAAACAAAAUAUCAGAUUUUGACUUUAAUGAUUAUUUCGAUAAUUACAUGAGCAUUGAGGAAGAGGAAAUGAAAAGAUUAGAAGCAUUAAACCAUUUAGAGGGACUGCAUAAAAGCAUUGAUGAUUUAUCGAUCAAAUCGCCCAGCGCUUCAAGUACCAAACAGACUGUUUCUUUGAAAGAAACGAAAUCAACACCUACGCUUGUUCAAGAAAGUGCUACUCCUCAAAUAACGAAAAAGGCGGUACCGAAAAGCGUGAGGAAUGUCACUAAACCCAUAAAAAAGAGUUCCUCGACAACCUCUGCUCCACGGCCGCAUGCAAUGACUGCAAAAUCUACACCAGUUCUUCGUAAGAAGCCUUUGCAUACAUCCGAAAAGCCAAAUGCUGUUCUUAAUAGUAGGGUUGUCAGGAACGGUGUUCAAAGUAAGAAACCAGCGAUUAAUCAACCGGCCAAAGCGACUAGAACUGUACAACGGCCACAAGCUCGAAAGCCAGGUCGUCCUGCAAAUAACGAAUCUAGUAGUCAAUCUAGUUCACUCAAGAAGCAGCAAUCACCUCCCAAGAAAACUGCUCCCCCAAAAAAGACUGCUCCUACUUCAGAAGCAAGUGGCUCAUCAGAUCCAUCAGUGACAAAAAAAGACAAUGUAUCUGAUGAAACUGCGCAAUUGAAAGAUGCCCUCGAAGACGAGAUCAUUGAACAACUGCGGGGGGUUGACAAAACUGCAGCAAAGCAAAUUUUCUCCGAAAUUGUGGUUCAUGGCGACGAGGUUCAUUGGGAUGAUAUUGCAGGACUUGAAAGUGCGAAGAGCGCGUUGAAAGAAGCUGUCGUUUAUCCCUUUUUGCGGCCCGACUUAUUUCGCGGUCUCCGAGAGCCUGUUCGUGGCAUGUUGCUAUUCGGACCACCAGGUACCGGUAAAACUAUGCUGGCCAGAGCAGUCGCGACAGAGUCGCGAUCCACUUUCUUUUCAAUAAGCGCAUCCAGUCUAACUUCCAAGUACCUGGGAGAAAGUGAAAAGCUUGUCAGAGCACUGUUCGCUGUUGCUAAGAAGCUUUCUCCUUCUAUUGUCUUUGUUGAUGAGAUUGAUUCAUUAAUGGGCAGCAGAAACAAUGACGGUGAAAAUGAAUCAAGUCGCCGGAUCAAGAACGAAUUUUUAGUGCAGUGGUCGUCGCUCUCCAACGCUGCAGCGGGCAACGAAUCGGGCGACGAGGAGGAGGACGAGCGUGUACUCGUGCUUGCCGCAACUAAUCUGCCGUGGUCUAUAGAUGAGGCUGCUAGAAGGAGGUUUGUCAGAAGACAAUACAUUCCUCUGCCCGAGUCUCAGACGCGCAGUGUUCAGUUUACCAAGCUUCUCGCCAAUCAAAAACACACCCUCACAGAGCAGGAUCUCCUCGAGCUGCUAGACUUGACAGAAGGAUACUCCGGAAGCGAUGUUACCUCCCUAGCAAAGGACGCUGCUAUGGGGCCAUUACGGGAACUAGGUGAUAAACUCUUAUUCACACCGCGAGAUCAGAUUAGACCCAUCACGUUACAAGACUUCAAGAAUAGUCUUAAUUACAUCAAACCUUCCGUAUCUCAAGAGGGCCUCGAACAAUACGAGGAGUGGGCAGUUAAAUUCGGAUCAUCUGGUGUAUAA
Lachancea fermentati is the source of this 2283-nucleotide messenger RNA. The record is from the annotation of a GenBank genome assembly. NCBI's taxonomy places the organism in Eukaryota, Fungi, Ascomycota, Saccharomycetes, Saccharomycetales, Saccharomycetaceae.